AUGGCAUCGGAAAUCAUUAAUAAUUUGUGUCAAUAUGUAAAUUGUUGCCCACAUUGUAACAAUCAUUUUUCAAUAUCGGAUUUAUCAACCUACGAUUUAAUAAAAAAAUCACUUAAAGAAUAUGAAAAGAAAUAUAAUAUAAUAGAGAAUAAUAUUAAUAAUAAUAACAUAGACAGCAGUAAUAAUAGUAAUAUACAAAGUAGUAAUAAUAAAUAUAGUAGCAGUAUUGAUAAUUUUUAUAGUUUAAGCAUAAAUAAUGAGCUCAAUAAUAAUAUUAAUAAUAAUAAAAAUAAUAAAAAUUAUAACCAUAAUAAUAAAAAUGUAGAAUUUAGGGAUACAGUAAAAAAUGAACAUAGUUUAUUUAAUAUAGAUUUUAAUACACCCAACGAUAGUAAUAAUAAUAACGACAAUAACAACUAUAAUAAUAAUGAUAAUAAAAAUAAUAAAAAUAAUUUUAAUAAUAAUAAUAAUGAUGUUAUAAAUAGCAAUAAUAAAGAAUUUAGUUCAGUAACAUCAAUAAAUAAUAGUUUUUUAAAAGAGUUAUUAAAGUCAUCUAAAAUGGCUAGAGAUGGUGAUUUCACAAAAAGAUUAAAGCAAAAUAAUAAUUAUAGUAUUACAGAAAAUGAAAUUGUAAAGAAUUUUAAUCAAAUUAUUGAAUUAGCAGAUUCAACUUGUAACGAAUUUAAAAGAAUAGAAAAACAAGUUGGAAAAGAGGGUAAUAUAAUGACAAGAGCUCAUUUACCCCAUGCAACUGGUUCAUGGAAAGUUUGUAUCGAUUUUGUAAAUAAUCUUAUUGGUGAUAUGAUACAACCAACUGAAGAGGUUGUUAGAGUAAUUGCUUCUGUAGCCAAAGGGGAUUUGUCCCAAACAAUAAAAUUGGAAUUGGGUGAAGGCAAAAAGUUAUCGGGUGAAUUUUUAAGAAUUGCUAAGGUUGUAAAUACUAUGGUUCAACAAUUAAAAUCAUUUUCAUCUGAAGUUACAAGAGUUGCUAGAGAAGUAGGUACUGAUGGUAAAUUGGGUGGACAGGCUCAAGUCGAAGGUGUAGACGGUAUUUGGAAAGAUUUAACCGAUAAUGUAAAUACUAUGGCUGCCAAUUUAACUGGUCAAGUACGUUCUAUUGCUGAAGUUACAACCGCUGUUGCUAGUGGUGAUUUAUCAAAAAAAAUAACAUUAGAUGUUAAAGGUGAAAUCCAGGAAUUAAAAUUAACAAUAAAUACUAUGGUUGACCAAUUAAAGUCAUUUUCAUCCGAGGUCACCAGAGUUUCAAGAGAAGUAGGAACUGAAGGUAAAUUGGGCGGUCAAGCUGAAGUUCAAGGUGUCGGAGGUGUAUGGAAAGACUUAACCGAUAAUGUAAAUACUAUGGCUGCUAAUUUAACUGGUCAAGUACGUUCUAUUGCAGAGGUUACAACCGCUGUAGCUAGUGGUGAUUUAUCUAAAAAUAUUACAAUUGAUGCUGAAGGUGAAAUUUUACAAUUAAAGAAUACAAUUAAUACUAUGGUUCAACAAUUGAAAUCAUUUUCAUCUGAAGUAACAAGAGUAGCUAGAGAAGUAGGUACUGAAGGUAUUUUAGGUGGCCAAGCUGAAGUUAAAGGUGUCGGAGGUGUAUGGAAAGGUUUAACCGAUAAUGUAAAUACUAUGGCGGCUAAUCUUACAAGUCAAGUACGUUCUAUUGCUGAAGUUACAACUGCUGUAGCAAAUGGUGAUUUAUCAAAAAAAGUAUCUAUUAAUGCUCAAGGUGAAAUUUUACAACUUAAAAGUACUAUUAAUACUAUGGUUGAUCAAUUAAAAUCAUUUUCAUCAGAGGUCACCAGAGUUGCAAAGGAAGUAGGUACUGAAGGUAAAUUGGGUGGUCAAGCUGAGGUUCAAGGUGUCGGAGGUGUAUGGAAAGGUUUAACUGAUAAUGUAAAUACUAUGGCGGCUAAUCUUACAAGUCAAGUACGUUCUAUUGCUGAAGUUACAACCGCUGUUGCCAGUGGUGAUUUAUCUAAACAAGUAUCAAUCGAUGCUGAAGGUGAAAUUUUACAACUUAAAAGUACUAUUAAUACUAUGGUUGACCAAUUAAAGUCAUUUUCAUCCGAAGUAACUAGAGUAGCUAGAGAAGUAGGUACCGAAGGUAUUUUGGGCGGUCAAGCCGAAGUUAAAGGUGUAGAUGGUGUAUGGAAAGACUUAACCGAUAAUGUAAAUACUAUGGCUGCUAAUCUAACUGGCCAAGUACGUUCUAUUGCAGAAGUUACAACCGCUGUAGCAAAUGGUGAUUUAUCAAAACAAAUUUCUAUAAAUGCUCAAGGUGAAAUUUUACAAUUAAAAAAUACUAUUAAUAUUAUGGUUGACCAAUUAAAAUCAUUUUCAUCCGAAGUCACUAGAGUUGCUAGAGAAGUAGGUACUGAAGGUAUUUUAGGUGGUCAAGCUCAAAUAGUUGGAGAGGGUUAUGGUGUUAAUGGUGUAUGGAAAGAUUUAACAGAGAAUGUAAAUACUAUGGCUGCUAAUCUUACAAGUCAAGUUAGAGCCAUUGCCGAAGUUACCACAGCAGUAGCUUGUGGUGAUUUGUCAAAGAAAAUUUCCAUUAAUGUCAAGGGUGAAUUUUUAGAAUUAAAAAAUACUAUUAAUACUAUGGUUGAGCAAUUAAAAUCUUUUUCAUCUGAAGUCACGAGAGUUUCAAAAGAGGUUGGUACCGAGGGUAUUUUGGGUGGUCAAGCCGAAGUUAAAGGAGUUGGAGGUGUAUGGAAAGGUUUAACCGAUAAUGUAAAUACUAUGGCUGCCAAUUUAACUGGUCAAGUACGUUCUAUUGCAGAGGUUACAACCGCUGUAGCUUGUGGUGAUUUAUCAAAGAAAAUUACAAUCGAUGCCCAAGGUGAAAUUUGUGAACUAAAGAAUACCAUUAAUACUAUGGUUGACCAAUUAAAAUCAUUUUCAUCCGAAGUUACUAGGGUUGCUAGAGAAGUAGGUACCCAAGGUAUUUUAGGUGGCCAAGCUGAAGUUAAAGGUGUCGGAGGUGUAUGGAAAGGUUUAACCGAUAAUGUAAAUACUAUGGCUGCCAAUUUAACUGGUCAAGUACGUUCUAUUGCAGAGGUUACAACCGCUGUCGCUAAAGGUGAUUUAUCAAAACAAGUAUCAAUCGAUGCUGAAGGUGAAAUUUUACAAUUAAAGAAUACAAUUAAUACUAUGGUUCAUCAAUUAAAGUCAUUUUCAUCCGAAGUAACAAGAGUAGCUAGAGAAGUAGGUACCGAAGGUAUUUUAGGUGGCCAAGCACAGGUAGAAGGUGUAGACGGUGUAUGGAAAGACUUAACCGAUAAUGUAAAUACUAUGGCUGCUAAUCUAACUGGCCAAGUACGUUCUAUUGCAGAGGUUACAACUGCUGUAGCGUGUGGUGAUUUAUCAAAGAAGAUUUCAAUUGAUGUCAGAGGUGAAUUUUUAGAACUAAAAGAUACCAUUAAUACUAUGGUUGAUUUAUUAAAUUCAUUUUCAUCCGAAGUAACAAGAGUUGCCUUAGAAGUAGGUACUGAAGGUAUUUUAGGUGGUCAGGCACAGGUAGAAGGUGUAGAUGGUGUAUGGAAAUAUUUAACACAAAAUGUAAAUACUAUGGCUGCUAAUCUUACAAAUCAAGUUAGAGAAAUAGCAAAUGUAACAACUGCUGUGGCGAAUGGUGAUUUAUCAAAGAAAAUAAAUUUAGAUGUUAGAGGUGAAAUUUUACAACUUAAAAUUACAAUUAAUACUAUGGUAGAUCAAUUAAAUUCGUUUUCAUCCGAAGUAACAAGAGUUGCCAAAGAAGUAGGAACAGAUGGUAUGUUGGGUGGUCAAGCCCAGGUAGAGGGUGUUGGAGGUGUAUGGAAAGAUUUAACCGAAAAUGUAAAUACAAUGGCUGCUAAUCUUACAACACAGGUUAGAUCAAUUUCUGAAAUUGCCAAAGCAGUAACAAAAGGUGAUUUCACUAGAGUUGUUUCAGUUGAAGCCAAAGGUGAAAUGCUACAAUUAAAGGUUACAAUUAAUGAAAUGAUUCAUAAUCUUAAAGAAACCACAAUUAAAAACACGCUUGCUAAAGAAACUGCAGAAGCAGCAUCAAGGGCGAAAUCCGAUUUUAUGGCAAAUAUGUCACACGAAAUUAGAACUCCAAUGAAUGGUAUAAUUGGUAUGACCGACUUGACAUUAGAUACUGAACUAACAGCUGAACAAAGAGAAUAUCUUACUAUGGUUCAAUCAUCAGCAGGCUCUCUCUUAACAAUUAUUAAUGAUAUUUUAGACUUUUCCAAGAUUGAAGCUGGUCGUUUAGAACUAGAUCAAUCUGAUUUUAGUUUAAGAGCCCAUCUUUAUGAUACUCUUAAAACAUUGGCCUGGAGAGCACACCAAAAAGGUUUAGAGUUGGUGUGUGACAUUGCAUCAGAUAUUCCAGAUAGUUUAGUUGGUGAUCCAGGAAGACUUCGUCAAAUAGUAACAAAUUUAGUUGGUAAUGCAAUCAAAUUUACCUCAGAAGGUGAAGUUGAUCUUGUUGUAAAAAUCGAUAAAUAUAUAGAUGGGGAAGUUCUUUUAAGAUUCUCUGUUAUAGAUAGUGGUAUUGGAAUUCCAAAAGAAAAACUUCAUUUAAUUUUCGAAGCAUUCUCUCAAGCGGAUGGCUCAAUAACCAGAAGAUAUGGUGGAACAGGUUUAGGUUUAACAAUUUCAACACGUUUAGUCGAAUUAAUGAAAGGUAAACUAAGAGUAGUAAGCAAGCCAGGUAAAGGUUCAACAUUUGAAUUUACUGCUCAAUUCCCAACCAAACCAGAUUUAGAUCUAGGAGAAACUCCAAUUGGUGUUAAAUUAAAAGAUGUUCAUACAUUGGUGGUCGAUGAUAAUAAAAAUACAGUUAAAGUACUUUGUCAAAUGCUUUUCGAGUUUGGUAUAACUUCAGAUUCAACUGAUAAUGGUCAAGAUGCUUAUAAAAUGAUGACUAAAGCUGCUCAAUCCAACAGGCCUUAUGAGUUUUUAUUUAUUGACGCUCAAAUCGAUACCAAUAUAGUGGAUUUAAUUUCAGAAGACCCAAAGCUUUCAAAAACAAAUGUUAUUAUGUUAAUUUGCGGAGGUGGUCAAAGAGGAUGUCCCGAGAAUGCAUCAUCUUUAAUUGGUGGUUAUCUUUCUAAACCAGUAAGUCCUUCAGAGAUGUUGGAAAUACUCCAAAAGCAAGGUAUUUCUCGUCAAAGUAAAGUUUGUAAGAAAAUUCAACCAAUCUCUGAAAUAUUUGGUGAUAUCCUUUUGGCCGAGGAUAAUGUUGUUAAUCAAAGAUUAGCAGUACGUUUAUUAGAAAAGUUUGGUCACAAAGUAACAUUAGCAGAAAAUGGUCUUCAAGCAGUUGCUGCAUGCGAAAUUAAACAUUUCGAUCUUAUACUCAUGGAUGUUCAAAUGCCACAUAUGGGUGGAUUUGAAGCUACGGCACAAAUUAGAAAGCUAGAAUCCAAUGAGGGCAUUCAUACACCAAUCAUUGCAAUGACUGCACAUGCUUUAGCUCGUGAUAGAGUUAAAUGUAUUGAAGCUGGUAUGGAUGACUAUAUUAGCAAACCAAUCAACCCAGAUCAAUUAAAGUCUAUGAUAGAAAAAUAUUUAUACUUUUCAAUGUCAAAUAUACCAUUUGAUCAAGCAUCAAUUCAAGCAGCUCAACAGGCUACCUCUUCAAAUCAAUUUUUAAAUUCAAGUUCCACUAUAUAUUUUAAUCAAUCAUCUUCACCACAACAAUCACUAUUAACCAACUCACCAAAUCCAUUAAUGAUUAGUGAUGAUAAUUGUAUAAAUGGCAUUAGUACUAACAAUAAUAACAGAAAAACCAAACAUUUGAAGAGUUCAAAUUCAAGUCCAAAUCUUAGCCCAAAGAGUUCACCAAAUCAAUCAUCAUCAGGAAUAUUAUUAUCUUCCUCAUCAUCUUCAUCAUUAAUAUCCCCAAUUAAACAAAAUAGAAAAAAAUCGGAAUCACCUAAAACCUCAACUUCAUCAACAAAAAAACAACAAACAUCCAAAGAUAAAGACUUUAAACUACAAGCUCAAUUGGUAAAUAGAACAAAAAGUAAAAGAAAUAUAGAAUUAGUCAACAAUAAAGAUAAUAAUGAUGAUUUGGAUAUUAAAAUGGAAAAUAAUGAAACAAAUCCAAGCAAAAGAAAAGAAAAUGAUCAAUUAUCUUCUCCAUUAGUUCCUGCAAAAAAAAACAACACAAAUAAUUAA
Messenger RNA from Dictyostelium purpureum, 6180 nucleotides. RefSeq lists its product as uncharacterized. Gene Ontology annotation, biological process: phosphorylation; cellular hyperosmotic response; phosphorelay signal transduction system. The transcript is spliced from 4 exons. The record is from RefSeq and is a predicted model, not a curated record. Gene Ontology annotation, molecular function: phosphorelay sensor kinase activity. The coding region runs from base 1 to 6180 and encodes 2059 amino acids. Gene Ontology annotation, cellular component: membrane. Lineage: Eukaryota; Evosea; Eumycetozoa; Dictyosteliales; Dictyosteliaceae.